GGUUCCCAAACCCGCGCCUGUCGAAGCCUCCAUUUGAAGAUCAGAAAUGGCUUCCGUUUGCCGAUCACUUCUAGCGGCGGCGGCGGCGGGGGGUUCGAGGUCUAUGGCCGGCCGUACCAGAACACUGGCUCAUGUAACCCUAAAACCAGUGCCUGUUUCUUCUUCCUCCAGGGGCUUCAUUUCCGUUUCCAGGAUUGCUUCAUCUUUGGCUUCUGUGGACUCUCUGAUGCCACUCCACAGCGCCGUCGCCUCAGCUCGGCUUAAGUCUAAAAUUGCCGUCGACUCGCAUUGCUGGAGCUGGCUUUCUGAAGGAUUUGCUACGCCUUUGUGACAUAACAGUCGGUGAAGACAAAUUGUAAUUGCUAAAACAGCUUAGUGACCGGUAGCUGAAACGACCUUCCUUAGGACUUGCAAGGUUUUUCAUCUUUUCAACUUAUCUUUGCAAGAUACCUUUAUCACAUGAAAGAAUCAUUUAGUUUUGAUCAUUGUAUAAUGCAAUGCGGCCACAUUUUCUGGAUAUGCAGAGAGCUAUUGUUUUGAGCCUCUGACCACAACCCCUGAGAGAUUGGAUUUUCGUUAGGCGUCUCUUUGUUGCUCUUGACUUUGUUCAAUACCAUGCAAUUGAUUUUCUCUAUUCUCUAA
Messenger RNA from Cucurbita pepo subsp. pepo (vegetable marrow), 642 nucleotides. RefSeq lists its product as uncharacterized. NCBI's taxonomy places the organism in Eukaryota, Viridiplantae, Streptophyta, Magnoliopsida, Cucurbitales, Cucurbitaceae. The record is from RefSeq and is a predicted model, not a curated record.